Molecule: messenger RNA, 4267 nt
Organism: Achroia grisella
Lineage: Eukaryota; Metazoa; Arthropoda; Insecta; Lepidoptera; Pyralidae
Gene: tst
Product: superkiller complex protein 2
Exons: 22
Coding region: 190-3954 (1254 amino acids)
Biological process (GO): nuclear-transcribed mRNA catabolic process, 3'-5' exonucleolytic nonsense-mediated decay
Cellular component (GO): Ski complex
Molecular function (GO): RNA binding; RNA helicase activity; ATP binding
Source: RefSeq, a predicted model, not a curated record
UUGUGCUUAAAAUUGUAAACGGCAACACUAACUGUCAAGUUAGUGUUGCCGUUUACGAUUUCAUUUAAUGUUUUUCAGAGAAAUCUGAAGUUCUCCUGAAGAUAAAUAAUUGAAAUAACCUCGUUUAAAAAGUUUAUAAUUACUUUAAAUGAAAAUAUAUGACCAAAUUUCAUAGUUUGUGUAAAUGAAAUGGCUCUAGAUAAUGAAGACGAGUUUACAGAUUUCAAAUUGCCACCGAUAUUCGAAGAUUUAAACGAACGUGUGAAAGAAUAUAUUUUAAAACCUGAAAGACUCUCUAUACACAAAUGGGAGAGAUCACAGACUCACUGGCACCGAAAGACUGAUAUAGAUUCCUUAUUUAAAAUAGACGAUGAUGAUUUUGGUCCAGACUCCACACUAGAGGUUGUGAGAGAUCCUAUAACAGGUGAAAUCACUGGCUUGGAUGAAAUAAGUAUACCUGUCGAAGAUGAUGAGGACAGUUUGUCUAUGUCUCGGGCACCAUUGCCCCCGAGCCUUGCUACCAGAGGUGCUACUACUCAGAGUCCAUUUUUACCAGCUGGAUUUGAAGAGGAACUUCAACAUAUGCUGAAAGAAUCUGCAAAUUUUGUAGAUAUUAAUAUUGAUCUGGGCAAUGAUGUGUCUGGCAAGUUUUUAGGCGAAGAUUUGUUAACUAUACCACCAGGCAGCAAGGAAGGUGUCCUAUUUGGUGAGGAUGGUGUCACAGUGCUGAACCAACCCAACAAUGAAGCAGCUGAAAAAAUUGAAAAGUCUGAAGUUAUUGAUAUGCAAGUAAAAAUAAAUUUGGAAGAAGUAGUGGAUAAUAAUGCACAUUUAGUAGGUCUCUGGAAAGAUGAUGAUGAACCACAAAUUCAAAAACAAAAGCCUGCAAAUAAAAUUCAAAUCGAACCUUCAGAGGAAGAUGAUAAUUUCCUAGAAAGUACAGUGAUUAAACCACCUGUAGAAUUACCAGAAAUACCAGUCCUCACCAUCACAGGCAGCGCUGUGAAGACUGGAGUUACAUGCACACAAUGGGCUGAAAUGAUAGAUGUAUCCUUACCUGUUCCAGAAUUUAAUGAGAAAUUAAAAGAUAUGGCGCACACAUAUCCAUUUGAAUUGGAUAACUUUCAAAAACAGGCUAUUUUAAAAUUAGAAGAAGGCCACCAUGUAUUUGUUGCUGCACACACCUCUGCUGGAAAAACUGUGGUUGCAGAAUAUGCUAUAGCAAUGUCAAGAAGAAAUUGCACUAGAGCAAUCUAUACAUCGCCUAUCAAAGCACUGUCUAACCAGAAAUACAAUGACUUCAACAAGUUGUUUGGCGAAGUGGGCCUGUUGACUGGCGACUUGCAGAUUAACGCCACAGCACCCUGCCUCGUCAUGACCACGGAGAUCUUGCGAUCUAUGUUGUAUUGCGGCUCUGACGUCACUAGGGACCUCGAGUUUGUGAUAUUUGAUGAGGUUCAUUACAUCAAUAAUACAGAGCGAGGCUACGUGUGGGAGGAGGUACUGAUACUGCUGCCGGCGCACGUAAGCAUCGUGAUGCUGAGCGCCACUGUGCCCAACACUCUACAGUUUGCAGACUGGGUGGGUCGUACCAAAAAACGAAAAGUGUAUGUUGUCUCCACACCUAAGCGACCUGUACCACUCUGCCAUUACCUGUAUACAGGUUCAAAUGGCAAAACGAAAAAUGAAAGGUUCCUUGUACUGGACCACGAUGGACAAUUCCAACUGCGUGGCUACAACGAGGCGGUUGCAGCAAAGAAAGCUAGGGAGAGUGACAAUAAAAAGAGCUUCGGUCCUAAAGGUGGCAAACAGUACUCAAAUCCCAAAGCAGAUCAAACAAUGUGGGUUGCCUUUAUAGAUCAUUUAAGGCAGAAAGACAAACUUCCUGUUGUGGCAUUCACACUUUCUCGAAAUAGAUGUGACCAGAAUGCAGAAAAUUUAAUGUCAGUGGAUUUGACAACAGCUAAGGAGAAGGGCCACAUCCGUUCAUUCUUCUUGAGGUGUUUACAAAGACUGAAAGAACCGGAUAGAGUACUACCUCAAGUUAAAAGGUUACAAACCGUUCUCGAAAAUGGUAUUGGUGUCCAUCACAGCGGCAUUCUGCCAUUGUUAAAGGAAAUUGUCGAGAUGCUGUUCCAAUCUGGCUAUGUAAAAAUCCUAUUUGCGACAGAAACGUUUGCAAUGGGCGUGAACAUGCCGGCUCGAACUGUAGUUUUCGAUGAGAGCACUAAAUUUGAUGGAGUGCAGCGGCGGACGCUACUGCCGGCUGAGUACAUACAGAUGGCUGGGCGAGCUGGCCGUAGAGGUCUGGAUGAUACGGGUACUGUGAUAAUACUGUGUAAAGACGGCGUACCAGACCUAAUGACGCUUAAAGGCAUGAUGAUGGGUAUCCCAGAGAAACUCACAUCACAAUUCAGGCUUACGUACGCAAUGAUCCUCAGUUUACUACGAGUAGCCACAGUAUCCGUAGAAGGCAUGAUGCAACGCUCGUUUCGUGAGAUCAACCAAAUUGUACAAUCGGAUAACUACAAAAAGCAGUUGUUACUAGCCGAGAAGGAAUAUUCAGAGAAGUGUAGUACACCGCUGGCUUCGCACCUCGCUCCUCUCGCAACGUUCUACGAUAAUGCUACCAAGUAUAUCGACAUAUUGAAUAAUAUCAUGCCUGUUUUAUUAAGUCAGCCUAAAGUGACCAAAGAAAUAGUACCUGGCAGGAUAUUUAUAAUUUCAGCUGGACCGUACAUUAAUCAAUUGGGUGUUUAUUUAAGUAGCAAUGGUCCCCGUCAGACCCCGUACAAAGUGCUAGUGCUAGACACAGCCGAACAGGAUACCACCAGAUACAACUUCGAUAUUGACGAAAACUGGUUCAGGUUACUCGGCUUCUCUGCUAUUUACGACACCACGGGAACGGAAGAAAGCACUCUGAACCACACAAUAUUAUGCAUUGGACCAAAGAACAUUGUGGCUAUUACCAAAACAACUAUAAAAAUUGAUGUUAAUCUUGUUAUACAAGACUGGGAAAAACGGCAAAUUCCACGAUUCAAGGACGCUCCUGUAGGGUCCAGCUGUGCCAACGUAGUACAAGAGCUAUCCAGGCUUUCGCACGCAAUUCGAACGGGAGCGAGUAACUUUGAAUACAUCAAUCUGAAACAGUCACUACCUGUUACUUCUGGAGAAUUACUACAUCUUCUGGACGAUAUGUCCAAGUAUGAGGAAAUAUUGAAAACACAAAAGAAACACACAGAUAUAGCAAAUUUCAAAAGCGAAUUGGCAAUUGUGUACGAGCGUAAGCAGACAGAACGUAAACGAGACAAGUACAAACGUCUACUGUCGUUCGAAAACCUCGCCCUGUACCCGGACUACCAGCGGCGGCUGCUCGUGCUGCGUGAGCUGAAGUACAUUGAUGAACAUGACAGUGUUAUGUUGAAAGGUCGUGUGGCAUGCGGGAUGGGUACCAACGAACUUAUAAUAUCGGAGCUGGUGUUCCGCAACGUGUUUACGAACAAAAGUCCGGCGGAGAUCGCGGCGCUGCUCAGCGCCUUCGUGUUCCAGGCGCGCACGCAAAUAGAGCCUGUACUGACAGAGAAGCUCGCAGAGGGGCGCAAGGCUAUUGAAGAAAUAGAUGAUGAUCUUAUGAAAAUUGAAGCAAACUAUAUGGUGAACCAGUUCGAAGGUCAGCCAGAACGAUUGAACUUUGGUUUAGUUAGAGUAGUGUACGAGUGGGCCCUAGAGAAACCCUUUGCAGAAAUAAUGGAUCUCACAGAUGUCCAAGAGGGUAUCAUCGUCAGAUGUAUACAACAACUGCAUGAGCUGCUAAUAGACGUAAAAGACGCCGCUGUGGCUAUUGGCGACCCGAAAUUACAAGCUAAGAUGAUGGAAGCGUCCACUGCUAUUAAGAGAGACAUCGUAUUUGCAGCCAGUCUCUACACUACACAGAAAGAAACUGUUACUGUUUGAACUAAACAUUUAAAAUUUUAUUAACAGAUAAUGAAAAAACCAUAUUCAGUGAAAUUUUAAAACGAUGUAUUGCAUAAAUUAUAUAUUAUUGUACAUGUAUUAUAUAUUACACUAUUAUAUUGGCAUUAAAAAGUUUUACAAAAGAACUAUGUCAAAUUUAAUUUAAGAAAUGUAUAAUGAAACUUAUGCUUAGUCACUGUCCUACUAGCAAAUUUGUGUACCAAAGUGUUAGUAAGGCAAUGGGCUGGUUUUUACUUUAAAUAUUGAAAAUUUUGUCCUGAUCUCUUGUGCGAUAUUUUUAAUUAAAAUAUUG